Amoebophrya sp. A25 is the source of this 3987-nucleotide messenger RNA. The record is from the annotation of a GenBank genome assembly. NCBI's taxonomy places the organism in Eukaryota, Dinophyceae, Syndiniales, Amoebophryaceae.
GGAAAGAAAGUAUUGCACUGGGAGAAAACUGGAUCACGAUCAUCAAAGUGUAUGAGAUGUUGUGUCUCAACUGGCGACAUAAAUGAAUGCUUGAUGGUGUUCGUUGCGUCGUGCCUUGGUUGAACGACAAAAUGAUCGGUGAGCGCGUCUCUUUGCAGUAUUGUGUCUUGCAGUUCUAAUGCAUGAAGAUGAUAGUCGUCACUCUUUUUGCUGAAAUGAGCAAAAUUAUUGUAGCGCAAUCCGUUUGUUGGACGUGAAGAUCAGAUGGUUAAGGAAAUCGAUUAAAUGAUUAUGUUUUUGUGAUGUCGCAGGAUGUAGUCUUUGUUAUGUUUCGUCCACCAUGCACGACGAACGGAACCCAUAAUACAAAAAUGAAUAGAUUUUCUGCGAAAGAGGUUGAUGACAUUGGUCUGUGUUAAGUAGUUUUGUUCAGCGGUAGAGAACUAUGGACUAGCUUUUCUUCUGUAAGCGGCUCCAAUUUUUAGUUCGCGGUUCGCCUUCAUCUCUUUGUCUUCGUUUCGGUUUUCUUUGUCACUAGAUUCCUUUGGAGAAGCCUCUUGAGAUUAAUUGUCUUUUUUUUGGAUGCGCGUCUAUGAAAAAGAAUAUAAUGGUUGUCCUCACGUCGUGUUCUGUGCAGUUUAGCUAGUUUGCGGCGAGAGCGCAGUGGCUUCUCUGGUGCUGGUGGGAAACAGCAGCACACAUACCGCGAAGCCACGUCAGCGGGCAACGUGGGCUCGGUGCGCAAGCGAUUGGUUCGAGUCGUACUGCGAAAAUAUUCGCUUUGCAUUUAAUAAUCCCGAUUGAUUAUUUAUAUCGGCCGAUUUCUCUAUUUUGGGGACAAGUGUGCUUCGACAGCAGCACCUGACUACACGAUAAGAUGGCGAUGACUGAUAGACUCGCGAUAGGCGACGCCGACCAGAUGAUGCAGCUGGCGGUGAACGAGAGCAACUCGAAGCAAAUCGAGACCGCAGACAAGAUGCGAAAAACUCGAUUUGCCCCAGUUGCAAGACAAAAAGGGAAUAGGUAUGAAUCCAAUUUCAAAUACAUCAGAGCAGCUAGGCUGCUUACUCUUUUUGUCGUCCUUGCGUAGAGUUGCUGUACUAUGGAUAGUAGAACAGUUACAUUAAAUAAACAACACGCUGAUACUAGACAAUCAAGAGGAAGGCUUUUUUUUCAAAUUUUCAAAUGGUUCCAGGUGGGGCAGUGCCGAAGAUAAACCGUACAAACCACUACCAUACAUCGACAUGCCGAUCGGCCUUUCGGAUAAAGAAGUAGACCAGUUUUUGAGAGAGCAGAGGCUGGAAGAGCUCACAGAUAAAAUUAGGCGAAACAUCCUGGAGGACGUCGAGCCUGAUAUUCGUCCACCAAGUCCACCACCGGUCUACGAUAGGAUGGGAAACCGUAUUAACACGCGUGACGUGCGAAUUCGAAAAAACAUGCUCAACGAGCAAAACAGGCUUGUCAGGUACUUACCUUUCUGUUGUUCAACUACAUUGUACACAACAAGUCAGUAGAACAGAUGUUGUGCUCUUGGUUUUUCUCAUUGAACGACUCAACAACAUGAAAACAAUUUGACAAUAAAUCACGUUGACGUGUAUCAAAUUUAUCAGGUAUAUGCAGAAGAACGUCCCAGGAUACGUUCCGCCGCCAGACUUCAGGCCACAGAAAUUAGCGAAGAAGCUUAUUAUUCCAGUCGAGAAAUACCCUAACGCGCCUUUUGUGCCAGUGAUCCUGGGUGCUCGAGGAGCAAAUCAUAAGAAAUUGCAGGAAAUUACAGGCUGCAAGAUUAUGAUUCGCGGACGAGGAAUGGAGGAGAAAUACCAAUCGGUAUUUUUCGACAUAGACUUAAACUUCCUUGUGUUUUGUGACCGCAAUAAAGCAAAAGUCGCGACCAAAUCCGAAACGAAUCGCAUCACUUUUUACCUUGUAGCAAAGUAUAAUCAAGUUUUUCUAUCUGCUCCAUCUCGAAACACCAUCAUAACAGGAGGAAGAUAGUGGUUUGCCAUUGCACGUGCAUAUUGAGGCCGACCACGAGGAGCAGAUUGAGUGCGCCGAUAAGCUGAUCGUUCCACUUUUAAAUCCUGACACGGAGGAUUUCGCCAGAGCACAGCAGAUUGGUCUAGAGUCGCUAGCUAAGGUGAACGGUUUCACCGUCGCCCUGCACGAGCGAAAAUGCGGCAUUUGCGGAGCGACGGGGCACACCGGCUUCGAGUGUCCGGAGAACGAAGGCGGCACCGGAUGGAAAAUGGCGAACGUUGUUUGCGCAAUUUGCGGCGACCGAGGUCACGUUACUUCCGAUUGUCCACAGGCAGCACGGGAUCGCGUGGAGACGAACGUCAACUGGAAGGCGGAGGCGGCCAAGAAGAUGGAGGCAGAUCGAUUGUACAAGGAAAUGAUGUCAGAUUUUGGCGAAGACCUCACGUGCAAGCCAGUGCCUGGACAGGAAAAGAGCAUGGGUCCAAGACCUGGACUCGGGUAUCUCAUCUUAGUGUCAACUUAUACUGGGAAUCGCUUUUCUCGAUCUACUCUCAGAUAAAAGUUUCCAAGACCAAGUACUCUGGCUGCUUGGUUCAGUGCAUUAUUAUGUAUGAGCAGUACUCUCAUAAUUUAUUACAGGUCAGAAGCAUAUGGCGCAACAGGUGGAAAUCCUGGUCCGCGAAAUCCAAAUCUGAGGGAAAUGGAGGAUGCUUCAGGCGUGGAAGACUAUGUUGUGGAUAUUGGAACGAGAAUACCAGAGGAUAUUUGCGGCUUCUUUGUCGGAGCUAAGGGUGUGAACAUCCUGCGUCUGAAGGCGGAAGCGCAGUGCGAAAUCAGUCUUGAACAGUACCCAGAAUUACAUUGAAUUUGGACUUUCGUGUUCUUCUUUGUUUUACAUGUUUUGUGAAAACAAGCUACAUGUUUACAGGACAGCGAGUAGAAGAGGAAGUUGUAGCAUCCAAAAAUUUUCAGUAAAUAACAAUAACAUGAUAUCUGUGACCAACAAUCUUUUCGUUUUCUACACAGGCGGUUUGUGAAUCCUGACGGCACGAAAAAUAUUCGAAUAACCGGGCACCUGGAACAGCGCGAAAGGGCAAAGCAGCUCGUUAUGCAGGAAAUCGAGAAAGCGAGACAAAAACGACAGCAUGCAGACGCGCAAAAGGGCGCGCGAAAGGGACCAUACACAGAUGCGGUGAAUGCGGCAAUGAAGGGCCAGUCAUAUGGUGGAGCCGGUGGACAAAAUUACGGUGGCGGCUACAAGGGGAACAAGGGUGGUGCCGGAGCGGGCGGGUAUGGAGGCUACGGCGGCAUGGCCUACGGCGCACAGUUUGGCGCAGGCGCGUUUCCAGGUGGCAACAUGCAAUGGGGGAUGCAGGGCUAUGGAGCAGGCAUGCAACAAGGAGGCUUUCCCCCAUACGCGAUGAAUCAAGCAGCGAUGAUGCAGCAGGGCUUUGGUGGAGGACAGUUUUGAUAGUGAUAUUCAGGUCUCUUGCUCGGCAGACAGUCACAGUGGCAGUCCUGCGCGAACAUUGGGGAGAGACUUGAAAUUCUCAUGUUGGAAGAGAACGCAUUUUCUUCGUUAUUGCUGUCGCAUCUUCACUCGCAAAGACAUGAAGCACUGACGCUAGGAUCAUCAAGCCAUGAACACCAAGCGCUGGACUUUUUUCUAGAAAGAUGUUAGGGUGACGCUACCAUGAAGGAUCUCGAACUUGUUUCACACUGUCGCGUUAAAAAUGUUGAUCCACUUUCAUUGAAUCAAUUGACUUUCACCCCACACCUAAAGAGUAAGCAGCCCGUUUUCUCGUCAGACACCAGCUUUUGAGGCCUCCUAAGUAAUCCCAGGUUAAUGCUGAGCGCCCAACUCACAUUGAAUGGCUAAAAAACGAAUGUGUAUGAUUAGAAAAACAAGCAAGUACCAAUACCAGCUCCAUAUACAACAUGUGUGUGAGGACCCAGUCUUCCUGGGAAAAAAUGACAUCUUCAUGUUUGGAAAGCACACAACACUCUGAU